AUGCUUCGCCGGUAUCACAACAUCAAAAUAGAAAAAAGAAAUCAAAAUAAAUAAGUAAAAAAUCAAAUAUGAAAAUAGCUGUUGAAGGAUGUGCUCAUGGAGAGUUGGAAAAGAUUUAUGAAACAAUCGCUGAAAUAGAGAAGAGGGAUAAAAUAAAAAUCGAUCUACUACUAUGCUGUGGAGACUUUCAAUCCACGCGGAAUAUGGAGGAUUUGCAAACUAUGGCUGUUCCUCAAAAAUUCCAGCAUAUGUGUACAUUUUAUAAGUAUUACGCCGGCGAGUUGCGAGCACCAAUGUUAACCAUUUUCGUUGGCGGAAAUCAUGAAGCUUCCAAUUAUUUGCAGGAGUUGCCUUAUGGAGGUUGGGUGGCGCCAAAUAUAUACUAUUUGGGUUAUGCAGGAGUGGUGCAUGUAAAUGGUUUGCGAAUUGCCGGCUUAUCCGGCAUAUACAAAGGUAAUGACUACCUUAAGGGUCGUUUCGAGUUUUCCCCGUAUACGGAGAAUACUAAACGUAGUGUAUAUCAUGUCAGACAAUUAGAAGUGUUCCGCUUAAAGCAGUUAUCGGGGAAGAUUGAUAUUUUCCUGUCACAUGAUUGGCCAAAAGGUAUAUACAAUCAUGGAAAUAAGGACCAAUUGGCCCGUUUCAAACCAUUUCUGCGAGAUGAAAUGGAAAAAGACCAGUUGGGAAGUAGACCUAAUCACGAUUUAUUAAAUGCGCUAAAGCCUUCUCACUGGUUUGCAGCUCAUUUGCACUGUAAAUUCGCGGCCAUUGUCCAACAUAACGAUGAGUGUGGCAGAGUAACGUCUCAAGUGGGCCGAGACGAUAUUCAACAAAAACAGUCUGAUGUUACAAAAUUUUUAGCUCUAGAUAAAUGCCUUCCAAAACGAAGAUUUCUUCAGAUUCUUGACAUUGAAUCGGAAAAUCACACCGAUGACGAGGGUCAACUGACAUUCGAGUACGACCUGGAAUGGUUGACUAUAUUAUAUUUAACGAAUCAUUUGACAAACGUUAAAGAAAGUUACUAUUAUCUGCCCAACGAAAAAAGUGUAAAUGGUGAGCGUUUUAACUUUACCCCUACAACUGAAGAAACUGAGUUUGUACGAAAGAAAUUCGAAAACGAUUUAAAAAUCCCAGAUAAUUUUUGUCGUACUGUUGAAGUAUAUGAUCCGUCCACUCAUCAAAGAGGUCAACAUUACAAACAGCCUAAAUCUCAAAUAAACCCACAGUCGUUAAGUUUUUGCGAUACUUUGGGUAUAGAUGAUCCAUUAAGUUUGGCCAUGCUAAUCGGAGGCCAUGAACUAAGCCAUUCUAGCACCUUGGACAAUACCGAAGAUUCGGCUCUAAACGAGUCUAUUCUCGAUGAACAUAAUUCGAGUCUAAAUACGUCUUCGACAUCCUUUGGUCCUUCGUCUGCAAAAAGUCCGAUGAAGCGUAAAAGCAACAGCGGCUUAAGCUUGCCAAAACCUAAGGCUUCAGAUUCGAAUGUAAGCGGAAAUAAAGAAGAACUGCAAAUCGACGACCAGGAGGAGGUCAACGACAAUAGCUAUAAGGAAGAAAUUAACACAGAUGACAAUAAUCGACCCGAGUCCAUCAACGUUGUGAAAGAAACUGAUUCUUCAGACAAAGUUAAAUCAACAAAUUUGACUAAACCACCUAUUAAAAAGUUUAAAAGGCGUAAUCAAGAUAUCUAUAAUAGCAAAGACGAUGAAUGCGAAGAGUCCAAUUAAAGCGUAUAAUAAUCUCCUCAUCGAGCUUUUACAUCAGUUCAAAUUUUGAAAAAUAUAAUUGUGUGAAAAAAAAAAUUGAUGUUAAAAUUUAAAUAAUUUAUUUUUUAUAACCACAUAGAAAUGUUAGGUAUAUCAUUAAAUUUUGGAACUACCAAUAUGUAUUAAAAGUUGUUUUGCAAAGUAAGAUAGCAAAUACAUGCGCGAUGUCUUAAAUAAGACACACUCUACAAAGGAAGCUUUAAAAUAUAUCUAACAAGAAUAAUCAACAUUAACUUAAAAAUUAGGGCAACUACCUUCACGAUUAGUUAAACACCUACGCGAAUGGUGCAAAGGGACCGGCAUGGGAUAGCUGUGAACAGCACACAGGCUGGAACAUUGAGGUCCGAUCUGUGUGGUGUUCAUUGCUUUCAUGAGAAGCUUAGCUGUGAGCUACCGGAUUGCGGAUAGUGGAAUGCUCCAUACGGAGUAGCUGCGACGGCAGUCGCGAAUAAUCAGGGUUAUCGAGCGGA
Stomoxys calcitrans (stable fly) is the source of this 2236-nucleotide messenger RNA. RefSeq names its product lariat debranching enzyme (gene ldbr). Gene Ontology annotation, molecular function: RNA lariat debranching enzyme activity. The record is from RefSeq and is a predicted model, not a curated record. The coding region runs from base 69 to 1727 and encodes 552 amino acids. Gene Ontology annotation, biological process: mRNA splicing, via spliceosome. Gene Ontology annotation, cellular component: nucleus. The transcript has 2 exons. NCBI's taxonomy places the organism in Eukaryota, Metazoa, Arthropoda, Insecta, Diptera, Muscidae.